CGAAAAAACAACAUGGCGAAUCCAUUUUCUGAAUUUGUGAAGGGUUGGAAUUCGUUUAAUUUAAAUUCACUUGAUUAAAUGAAAAUAUACAGCUAUUUAAAAACAUCUACUUCAAAAGAGAAAGUGCAACUCCAUUUGAGUUAACAUGGCAUUGAACAAGCAAAAGGCAUUGACACAGCCCCAGUUCUUUGCUGUUGGUGCAGGGGUUAAGAUUCCACAAGUCGGUGCAGAUGAAAGAACAUAUGAUGUGCCCAAAAAGCAAACACCUGAUACAGUUUUAGUGACACACCCUGACUUGCCAGUAGGUGUAAGUGAUGAUUAUGUGAAGAAAAUAAGUUGUGACAUCACAUUUGCUGAUGAUGUUGUCAAAGACCGGAGUUUUCACACAAUGCCCUAUGAUGAGAAAUAUUUCAAAGAAGCUUUGGAUAUUUCCGACAUUGUGUCACCAAGACAGAAAGCAAAUAUUCUAGUUGGUCGUCAUAAUCAAAGGGGAAGUGAUCAAAAACACAUGCCAUGUCAUCUUAAAAAAACUGCCAAGCACAAACUGAAGCCAUUAAAGAGACAGAUUAUGGAUAAAGCAAUAAAACUGCAUCAGGAAGCAGCUUUAAGAAAAUCACAUAAAGAAACCCAUGAAGAACUAUCCAAGGACACUUUGCCAAAAUCAGCCCCAGCAAAAUCAGCUGCCAAUAAGACAGCCCCAAGUGACUCAACGAAUGUGUUUUUAACUCAAUCAAAUGUAGAUGCCUUCAAUAAAGCUAACCAUGAUGUUAGCACACCUGUGACAAACAAAUCUAAAAGACAGCAUGACUGGUCUGAGUAUUUGAUGUCAAUAUUGAGUGAACAAACAGCAAGAUGGAUUGUGAAUACUAGGAUGUCUGAUAAUGAAUUCAACAAGGAGACACUUGAUAAGAUGCUGGCAUUGAGAUAUGGAAAAUCAUCUGAAACUGAACUGAUUCGUGACAAUAUCAGUGAAGAUGAAGGUGAAAUAGAAUUUAGAUUGGUUGGUAAAAAAGAUCAAGCCCAACCAUCUGAUACCAAAAAAUGGAAGAAAAAGGGAGACAACAUGGUUGAGAAGAUGCGGAAACAAGAGCGUCCCAAUACAACAGUCCCCUACUCAGACAAAACUAAUGCUGCUUUCUAUAGACUUCCUGCUGGUAUUCGGAGAGAGAAGAAAUACAUUGAUGCAGAAGAAAAAGGUGCGAUAAAUCAGACUGCCCAUCGUGUCCAUGUGAAGGCAUAUGUCCCUCCCUCCCCUCCCACCCUAAGGGACUACAUGAACCCAGCAGUGGGAGACAAGGCUUACAAUACAGAAAAUGCUUACCAGCAGGAGUGGCUUACAGGAGGAGAGCAGAUCUAUCAACAGUUUGGUGACAGGAGUAAGAUAACCAUGAACAGUAAUAAUAAAUACAAGAAACAACUACGUAAUGAGUUCCCAGGUAAACCAGAGGCGUGGUUCCCAGAGACUUCCGAUGAGAAACAUAAACGUCUCAAUCAUACUACCAAGGUAAAGAGAGCUGAGAAAGGACUACAUCGCUGGAAAAGCCUCCCCGAACCUAUUGAUGAUACUGCUGAAACGCUUAACUUAAUGCCCCCAGGGUAUGACUCCGAGUAUAACAGAGACCCUGACCCCACAGAGAGACGUAAAGUUAGGAACAACACAUCACUUUCUAAAAUAGUUGAAGACUGGCAGAGCAAGUGGCACCUGAAUUCCCGUUAUGCUGACAGUAAAGCAAAUGAUCUCAUCCAUGACAUGGCUGACAUACACCCACAUAUACGGCUCAAGGCAAUCGCAACAUGCUCCAGGGCAGCUGAUUAUAGACCCCCUAGAGAGCUAGGUAUAGAGCUGAACCCUUCUCAAAGACAAAUCAGCCAGAUCAGCCUCCUACCAGAGGAGAUCUUUCUGUGCCUGGAAUGCCUGCUAGAAGAUGAGGUAGAGCAAGUAAAGAGAGCAGCUGCUAUCUGUUUGUACACCUUGGAAAAACCAACACCAGAGGCUGAAGAGAUCCUAAGAGUAGCAUUAAGAGAAGAUACAUCAGUAGAUAGAUGGGCAGCAGCACAGUGUCUCGCUUACUAUGGAGUAUGUGACUCUGAAGUUGUAGGGGAGCUAGUUGCCCAAAUCAUGAACUCUGAGGAUGCUAUAAGACAUGAACAGGCAGCACAUCUACUUGCAAAACUAAGUAAUAAUUCGACUUUGGUUCACUCCAUGAUCUCAGAGCAACUUAACAGUAGUAGUUGGAGACACAAGAUAAUUGCAUGUAAAUUACUACCAAAGCUGCAUGGACAGAUUAACAAGGAUCUUGCUCAGAAGCUGGCCAACCUGAUGUGGAAUGACUGGCAUAGUGAGGUCAGGAAGGUUGCGGCUCAGACUCUUGGGAAAUGUGGACACGGGAAAGAUGUACAUGAUGACCUUAAGGAACGUAUCAUUAGUGGUAAUGAGAGAGAGAGAAUGGAUGCUGUCAGCAAGAUAGGACACUUAGGUCUAAUGACUGCUAAACUGCUACCCACUUUCCUGACUUGCUUUAAUGACCAGUAUGUGUCAGUUCGUAUAGAGACAUGCAUCACUUGUGGCAAUCUGCGCAUUGUGGAUGAGAAGAUACAGAACAAACUCAUCUUCUUAGCAACCUAUGACAACAUAUGGAAAGUUAAAGCUUUAGCUCUACAAGCUCUGGGUAAAAUAAACGUGAAAUCAGAAGAGGUCCGCAAGUGUAUCCUUUGGGCUCUGAGAUAUGAAGAAGAGGCUGGGGUACGUGCAGAAGCAUGUCACUCACUUGUCAAGAUUGGCUUCCAUGAUAGGGAAGUCAUUGAAAUACUGCAGAAUAGAUUCCUUGUUGAAACCAGUGCAGUGGUGAAAAGGGAAAUAGAGUUUGCCCUUGAGGCUCUUGGCAUUAGCCCCACACAAGACAUGGAUAUGGUAGCCCAGGUGAAGUCUGAGGUGCGCAAACUGUGCACACGUGACAAUAUCUGUGCUCACAUCAUUGAACAUGAGGAAAAUGUGGAACAGAAGGAAAACAUACAGAGGAUGAUUGCCAAGAAAAAGCCGGAGCCUAAAGUAGAAAUCACAGAGAAACCUAGGACAGCCUCAAGAGCUCCGACUGCAACCCGUCGUCUGAUGUCACCUAUAAUGUCUGAGGGAACAUUCACACCUACUGCUGACAGAGAACUGACUGCCCUUCUUACCAGAGAGGCCACUGAGAUGUCCCAAUCAGAUUAUCAGAGCCAAACAAUGUCACGUCCACAAACAGGUGUGUCUAGUUAUAGUUACAUUACAGAGGAAAUGGCAUCAGAAACUGAGACAACCCACACUGGUGUAAGAUCACGCAUGAGUCACACCAGUGAGGGUCCCUCAGGGUUUAAUUUUGAUAGUAAGGAGAUGGUUGUUGAGAUAACACCUGAUCCUAGAGAUACCUCAACCAGUCAGACAUACAGGGUAGACUAUAGACCUCCUACCCGUGAAAGGCCGACAAAUUUGGACCCAGAUACAUUACAACGUUAUGAGGAUGCCUUGUUUGAAGAAGGUGUUAACCUUGCUCAGAGUAGAGACCCUACUACAGUCAAUGAACCUCCAAGCAAACAGAAUACCACAAACAAUAAUAAUCGUAGCACUCACAAUGACAACCUAUCUGUAUAUAGUGAUAGCACACAAGAUAGCACAUCUAAUGGUAUUAAUGAUCAUAAAGACACUCAGACCAUUAACAAUGCAAAGACAAAUGAAGACAAUGCUGAUAACACCAAUGAGAUUAAUCCAGAUACUGUAGAUAAAUCAGAUGCUAAUGAGAUUCCUUUAACUGAUGCAAUUACCACUGACCAAUUAGAAAUUGUUGAUAAAAUUGAGGUUUGUUCUGUAACAACAGAUGAUCUCUCUACAGAGAACACAAUAGAUCAGAACAAUGAUGAACAAAAAAGUGAAAGUGGUGAAUAAUUUAGAUAAGCAUGUAUUCUAUCUGGAAAAUCAAAAUACCCAGUAAUGCAUUUAAAUCUUUUAAUAAAUUCUGAAAUCAAUAACUCAUCUUUUAGUUUGUAUCAAAACUGAAGACUGGAUUCUCAAAAAUCAAAAUAGUGUGGGAAAUGUUUUUUUUCUCAUUUAAACACACUGCAUGUUUUCAGAACAAUUACUCAGUGAUGUCUCAAUAAUAUAUAUUUGACAUUAUGUGGUAAUUUAUUGAUGAAUGGUUAUGCAAAAUAUGU
Molecule: messenger RNA, 4185 nt
Organism: Owenia fusiformis
Lineage: Eukaryota; Metazoa; Annelida; Polychaeta; Sabellida; Oweniidae
Source: the annotation of a GenBank genome assembly